This is a messenger RNA of Pungitius pungitius (ninespine stickleback), 947 nucleotides long. RefSeq names its product receptor tyrosine-protein kinase erbB-4-like. The record is from RefSeq and is a predicted model, not a curated record. Bases 408 to 947 code for a protein of 179 amino acids. The transcript has 3 exons. Lineage: Eukaryota; Metazoa; Chordata; Actinopteri; Perciformes; Gasterosteidae.
ACAGAGCCAGCAGGCGGAGUUCAGGGGCUCGGGGUGUGUGUGUGUGUGUGUGUGUCUGAAGAACACGAGUCUACAGCUGCAUACUGUAUCCAAGUCGAGGAGUAAUGGCAUGAGUAGUGCUUUAUACUGUUUGGACAAGCGUCACAGCGCGCGCGAGGGGAAACUCAACCUUCGAGCCUUUCUGCUCUGGCGUCAGAUACCAAUUAAGCCCCCGGGCACCGAGAGGUGAGGCGGAAGACUGUCGGACGAAUUGUAAACUUAGUCGAGAGGGACUAAAGUCCCCAAACUCACCAGCUGAGGAGGAUUCGAACGAGACGAAUCAUCCUUUCUGACAGGAGAAAAAAAAAACCCAAGAGGAUACGCGGCUGGACAUGUGAAUUUAAAGGAGAUACUUGCCAAGCACAACAAUGAAACCAACGACUGCCCCGCGUUGCUUCGGCUUUCUCCUGACCUGCCUCUUGUUCGGGUCGAGCUCUUCGCAAUCAGUUUGUGCUGGUACCGAAAACAAGCUGAGCACCCUAUCGGACCUUGAGCAGCAGUACCGCACCUUGAGGAAAUACUACGAGAACUGUGAAGUGGUAAUGGGCAACCUUGAGAUCACAAGUAUCGACCGCAGUCGGGACCUCACCUUCCUCAGAUCUAUCCGCGAAGUGACCGGCUACGUGUUGGUGGCACUGAACCAGUUCGACUACCUCCCUUUGGAGAACUUGAGGAUCAUCCGAGGAAACAAGCUCUACGAGGACCGCUACUCCCUCGCGAUCUUCCUGAACUACAGACGCGAUGGAAACUUUGGCCUCCGCCAGCUCGGCCUGAAAAACCUCACAGGUGAGUGCGUUUUCCUUCUGGCUGUUCACAAGUUGUCUCCACUGUGUCCGCGAGUGAAACGAGGACCUUUUGAUUUUGACGACGUGGCCCGUCAGCAAAAGCUCGUUUUUUGUCUGAGAUAG